Messenger RNA from Trichoderma virens Gv29-8, 1521 nucleotides. RefSeq lists its product as uncharacterized. The coding region runs from base 22 to 1239 and encodes 405 amino acids. The record is from RefSeq and is a predicted model, not a curated record. The transcript is spliced from 2 exons. Lineage: Eukaryota; Fungi; Ascomycota; Sordariomycetes; Hypocreales; Hypocreaceae. Gene Ontology annotation, biological process: mitochondrial transmembrane transport.
GACAUCACGGCCGGCCAGAAGAUGGUGUCGGCCAUGUCGGGAAGCUUGUUGACGUCGCUGCUGGUGACUCCGUUAGAUGUCGUCCGUGUGAGGCUACAGUCGCAAUCAACCACCAUUCCCGCGCCGACUGUCGAUUUCUCCAGGCUUAUGCGAACAACCACCAGCCUAACCCCCGUGCAAUCGGCUGAACUUGGUGUCACGGCUUGCUGCCGCGAAGUCUUCUUCGCAGGAGGCAGCGCGAUAGACUACUGCCUUGCUGUUCCGAGAAUCGAAGGCAUCACGGCACCAAGUGGAAGCAGCGCCGCCGCCGCCGACUGUGCGGUGCAAGAGGUCCAGAAGAAGACAUAUCACUCGACGAUUGAUGGGCUGCGCAAGAUUGCCCGCAACGAAGGAUUCACAACGCUAUGGAGAGGCCUCUCACCCACCCUCGUCAUGACGAUUCCCGCCAACAUCAUCUACUUCACCGGAUACGAUUGGCUGAGGUUUAACCCCCUGAGUCCAUUUUCUGGCUUCUCGACGGAUUACGCGCCUCUUGUUGCCGGAUCUGUCGCUCGACUUCUUGCGGCGACAUCUGUCAGUCCUGUUGAGCUCAUCCGCACUCGUAUGCAGGCUGCCUCUGGCGCCUCGACGACAAACCACCUGGUUGAGACUUUCAAUGGAAUCCGGACCAUGGUUGCCACCCAUGGCUACACUUCACUUUGGCGAGGGCUGACGCUAACUCUGUGGCGAGAUGUCCCGUUUUCCGGUCUAUACUGGUGGGGAUAUGAGUCGAUCCGAUCUAGAAUAUCGGAUAUUCGGGAAGAACGCCAAGGCAGGCCGUUGGCCCGUGACACAAUUGAUGGACUCAACCGUACGACAGCACGGCGUCGAUCACAGAGCCGGGAGAAUCACACCGAGACCUUCCUCGACAGUUUUACUGCCGGAGCUAUAUCUGGUGCUCUCGCAUCGAUACUGACCAUGCCGUUUGAUGUGGGCAAGACGCGCACACAGGUCUUCCACGACUCAUCGCGCCGCGGUGCUGGAGGUGCACUGGCGCCUGAAGAACAGAACAUGAUGCGGUUACUGUGGCACAUCUUCAAGACGGAGGGAUUCCCUGGUCUGUGGCGAGGUUGGAUCCCACGAACCCUCAAGGUAGCGCCGGCCUGCGCCAUCAUGAUCAGUAGUUACGAAGUCGGCAAGCGAGCAUUCCGAAGCGUCAAUGAGCGCUCUAGAAACGAAGGCUUUUCCAGAGAGGACUAAAGAAGAAGAUGGGGCGAGAUGAAAUAAAAAUAAUUGGGUUUUGGCUUUGGCUUUGGCUUUGAAGCGGAAUCUUCAACAUUUUGGCGUUUUUUGCUUUAUACGGAGUUUGAUAAAAGGGACGAGCUGUGAGACGGCCCGUCCCUGUGGCAUUUUGCUUUUUCUGAGCUGGGUCUGGCGACACUCCUAUUCUUGUUGGACGACGAUUUGAAAUCCCUAGUUAGACUAAAACUUGCGUGUGUACGAUAAGCUUAGCGGAAGAUGUCUAUGAUAAUAAUUGCGAAG